AUGAGAUUCUCUACUGCAGGCAUUGCACUAUGUGCGAUUCAGGCCGUCACCAGCUCCGCCAUUGAACCGAGACAGGCCUUGACCUGUACGCCUGGCAACAAAGUGGCAACCUAUAAUGACUUGACUGUCCUCCCCGUCGAUGACGGCAACACCGGCUUGACCUCUGCCCAGCUCAACCCAUACAUGGAUCUCAACUACACCAGAUUCAGUGUAAUUUCGGGGCCGACGAGCGGUGGCAACACGAUCUUCUACACUCUCUCCCGCAUCGCAGCUGGGACUCUGAGUUCUGUUGAGAAUUCUCUCAACAGCAUCUUGGGCUCGUUGGGCCUCGGCAUUGGUCUGCCCGCUCUCCUGGAAGCGCCGCGCAUCGUUGGCUCAAGAUCUACAACUCAGUACCGCCUUCAAAGCUUCCAGUUCGGCUGCACGAUCCGAGCUGGGACGCCAGCCGCCGUGAUCCCCAUUCCCUGCACGGUCACCGUCCGACCCGUCGAGCCGCAGCGUCUCGCCCUGGGUCAGAGCUACAACUGCUCCUACGCCGCAACACCGGCGAUCGGCAUCGGUAGUGGACUCACGCUCAAGACGUGCACGCCCACGGGCUUACUCGCCGGCCAGGGCUACACCUUCCAGACCACGCCCGACAUUCUCAACACCUCGAGCCUGGGAUCCCUGCAGGCGCUCGUAGAUACUGCGCUUGAGUUGCUCGUCGUUAGCGUGUUUGAUAACUUUACUUAUCGCGAGUAUUGCCUUUGA
Pestalotiopsis fici W106-1 is the source of this 750-nucleotide messenger RNA. RefSeq lists its product as uncharacterized. Bases 1 to 750 code for a protein of 249 amino acids. The transcript has 4 exons. NCBI's taxonomy places the organism in Eukaryota, Fungi, Ascomycota, Sordariomycetes, Amphisphaeriales, Sporocadaceae. The record is from RefSeq and is a predicted model, not a curated record.